AAAAAAACACUUAAUUUAGGAGUUUCAUAUAUAAGUAGCACAAGAGCCUAGUCACAAGUGACAUAACAGUCUCUCCCACUUUAAAAAUAGGGAGAGAGUAUAGUGUGUGAAAGAACAAGAGUAUUUUUCCUACCUAAAUUAUUUCUCAAAUUAUUGUAGGGCAAUAAUAAAUUGCCCGCUUAAUUUUGUAAAUUCAGAUUUUGGUAUAUUUUGUGGUUUUUCCAAAAUGAGAGGUAGAAAAGAUGAGGAAUUCCAGCAAGGUGGUGUUGAUUCAUUGGCUACUAAUUACAAGUUUGCAGAUGAUGAGGAAUUUGAUGAUGAUGGCAAGCCUAAAAGAACUGGGACUGUAUGGACUGCAAGUGCACACAUUAUAACAGCAAUUAUCGGCUCUGGAGUUCUUUCACUAGCAUGGGGCACGGCGCAACUUGGAUGGAUUGGGGGGAUUGCAACCCUUGUAAUAUUUUCCAUCAUCACGGGUUAUACUUCCAAUCUUCUUGCUGAUUGUUACAGAUCUCCUGAUCCUGUCACUGGUAAGAGAAAUCAUACUUACAUGGAGGAGGUUCGCGCUAAUCUAGGUAGAUUGAACUGCAUUGCUUGUGGGACAGUGCAGUAUGCUAAUUUAACUGGAAUGGUAAUUGGUUACACAAUUACUGCAUCCAUUAGCAUGGUGGCGGUCCAUAAGUCGAAUUGCUUCCAUGAAAAAGGACAUGCUGUAUCCUGCAUGUUUAGCAGCAACCCUUACAUGAUUGGUUUGGGGUUGUUUGAAGUAUUCUUGUCUCAAAUACCGAAUUUUCAUCAACUAACAUGGUUGUCAAGUGUUGCUGCUGUUAUGUCUUUUGGAUAUUCCUUAAUUGGUAUUGGACUUGCAAUUGCAAAGAUUGCCUCAGGGGAUGGAGGGAGGACAACAUUAACAGGAAUUGAAGUGGGAGUUGAUGUAACAUCUGCUGACAAGACAUGGAGGAUGUUCCGAGCACUUGGUGACAUCGCGUUUGCUUACAGCUUUUCUCAAGUCCUUGUCGAAAUACAGGAUACACUGAAAUCAGAUCCACCCGAAAAUAAGGUGAUGAAGAAAGCAAGCACAAUCUCUGUGUUCACUACAACAUCAUUCUACAUGAUGUGUGGCUGCUUAGGCUAUGCUGCAUUUGGAAAUAGUGCACCAGGAAACAUGUUAACUGGGUUCGGGUUCUACGAGCCUUUCUGGUUGGUAGACAUAGCCAACAUCUUCAUUGUCAUUCACUUAGUUGGAGCAUAUCAGGUAUUUGCUCAGCCUGUGUACCAUAAGCUCGAGUCAUGGGCCAGCGAGAAUUGGCCCAACUCAACAUUUGUAAACAAAGAAUAUCCCAUCAAAAUAGGCAGCAAAGUUGUGUUCACUUACAACAUGCUCAGGCUAAUUUGGAGAACAAUAUUUGUGAUCUUAGUAACAACAUUGGCAAUGGCAAUGCCCUUCUUCAAUGACAUUCUUGCGUUUCUUGGAUCACUCGGGUUUUGGCCAUUGACCGUGUAUUUCCCAGUAAGAAUGUACAUUGCUAAAAACAAGAUCAAAAGGCGGUCCAUGAAGUGGUGUAUGCUACAACUUCUUAACCUGUUAUGCUUCCUUGUGUCGUUGGCUGCGGCUGUUGGCUCAAUCCAGGGAGUUAGCCAAUCUCUUGGUUCCUCCAAGCCUUUCCAGUUUAAAGUAUGAUUUUAUUUAGGAUGGCCUUUUAGAAACAAUGGUUUGCAAGUGUACAUUAUAUGUUGUCCGAAAAUUAAGAUGUUUGAUGUUUAUGAGGCUAGGAAGAACACCUUUUCUUUGGAGAAAUGCAACAAUUUUUAUGAAGAGUAUUGCUAAUUGCAUUGGCAAUUGCCUUCAACUAAGUACACUUAUCUAAAAUGUAUGAAGAAAUACAGAUAACUAUAAAGUGUCUUUAAAUUACUAA
Chenopodium quinoa (quinoa) is the source of this 1916-nucleotide messenger RNA. RefSeq names its product amino acid permease 8-like. The record is from RefSeq and is a predicted model, not a curated record. Gene Ontology annotation, cellular component: plasma membrane. NCBI's taxonomy places the organism in Eukaryota, Viridiplantae, Streptophyta, Magnoliopsida, Caryophyllales, Amaranthaceae. The transcript has 7 exons. The coding region runs from base 227 to 1681 and encodes 484 amino acids.